Ostrea edulis (European flat oyster) is the source of this 1504-nucleotide messenger RNA. RefSeq lists its product as uncharacterized. The coding region runs from base 954 to 1319 and encodes 121 amino acids. The transcript is spliced from 5 exons. The record is from RefSeq and is a predicted model, not a curated record. Lineage: Eukaryota; Metazoa; Mollusca; Bivalvia; Ostreida; Ostreidae.
UGUAAAAGUAGCUGGUAGUCCCUAAUACAUCACAAUGUUGUGCAUUCAACAAAAAGAUUUAAAAUCCUAAAAACCGGUAUAGAUCUAAAUGAUCAUUAUGUUUUUACAUUGAUUCUUUACUGUUUCCAUGAAAACAUAAAACCUCUUUACUUUAAAGGAUCCAUAUAUUUUGUUUCUCAGUAGGUGUCAAAAAGAGAAAUUUGAGUUGAUUCUAGAGAUGGUUUCCAUUAAUUGUAAUUAACCUCUCAUAUUUUUAUAUUGACAAGCAUACACUGUUUGUCUCCAACCUCCUGCACAUCACAAUGAAAGCAUACUGACUUCAGGUCCUGUAUACCUUCCCUUUAUUUAAUUAAUGUGUAGAAAUGCGGAGUUUAGUUAUACUCUUCCUUUGAUCAAAGUUAUUAGCUCACCUGAAUAAGCUUUCUGAUCGCCUGUUGUCUACUGUCUGUCUGUAAACUUUUUACAUUUUCAACUUCUCCAGAAUCACAGGGCCAAUUUCAACCAAACUUGGCAAAAAGCAUACUUUGGUGAAGGACUUUCAAGGUUCAUGCACCAUUCAAAGGGGAGAUAAUCACAAAAAUGCAAAAAUAGGGUGGGGUUAUUUAAAAAUCUUCUCAUCAAAAACCACAAGGACAGAAAAGCUGAUAUUGACAUGAAAGCUUUCUGACAUAGUGCAGAUUCAAGUUUGUUAAAACCAUGACCCCUGUGUGGGGUGGGGCCACAAUAGGGGAUCAAAAUCUUUGAAAAUGUUCUUCUCGAGAACCUCUGGGCAAGGAAAGUACAAAUUUUCAUGAAAGCUUCCUGACAUAGUGUAGAUUCAAGUUUAUUAAAAACAUGACCCCAGGGUAUGAUUGGGCCACAUCGCGCCAGGGUGGUGGAGCAGUACCUUCAGCAGGAGAUGAUUGUACAUAUGGACUGGCCAGCGCGCUCGCAGGACUUGAACCCGAUUGAGCAUGUAUGGAACAUGCUGUAGGUUGCCCUUUCACGCCGUAGAGCACAACCCACGACAUGGCAACCCUCAGCUCAACAGGGACGUGUAUGUGUUUGUGGGCAGAAGUUUCCUUAACUCACCAGCCCAUCAUUACCUGCUAGUGGAGGCUGAACACUUUUAUAAACAUUGCUGGAGUGUAGCAAUCAGUGGGAAUCCUCAUCUACCCUAUGAAGAGUCAGAGAACUUCCUGAGCCUAAUUGUGAUGGUGGCACCCUGGCCACAGGGGCAUUUCCUGUCCCUUAAAAAGAGAAGGAGGUUACCUUACAAUCUGAUCCAUAUCUGGAGACAGUGUUUGGAUAAAGGUUACUGGAGAAGCCUGGCUGAUUGACGAGAAUAAAUUUCCUGAGACUCUGGCAUAUUGUAGGACUUGGAGAGCUCUCUUGCUGUAGAAAAUGUCAGGAACUGUGGAGUGUUGUGACCUUGUUGGUGGUAAACAGAAGACUGUGACCUUGAAUCUGAAGAUCUGUGAUGGAGGAUGUUUGGGGUCACUGCUACAAUACUAUAAAUCUAAGU